AUGCCGCCGCCCGAAUCCUCAGCCGCCGGAUGGUUCUCGCUUCUCGGCAGGCAUGGCAUCUUCCAGCGAGGCACGCCGUGGGCGGACGGCCCGUCGAUGGUGACGCAGUGCCCCAUCUGCCCGGGCCGACGCUACACGUACAGGUUCAACAUCACGGGGCAGGAGGGCACGCUGUGGUGGCACGCUCACAGCUCCUUCCUCCGCGCCACGGUGUACGGCGCCCUCAUCGUCAAGCCGAGGAGCGGCAACGCCUACCCCUUCCCGGCGCCGGACGAGGAGAAGACCGUCCUUCUUGGCGAGUGGUGGAACGCCGAGACCGUCGCUCCCAACGCAUCAGUCGCCGACGCGUACACCAUCAAUGGAAGCCCCGGGGAUUCCUACAGCUGUGAGACGACGGCGAAGCGAAUCGAAAAGUUCGAGGUGCGUGGCAACUCCACCUACUUGCUGCGGAUCAUCAACGCCGCGCUCAACACGGCGUUCUUCUUCAAGGUGGCCGGGCACACGUUCACCGUCGUCGCGGCGGACGCCAGCUACACCACGCAGUACAAGACGGACGUGAUCGUCAUCGCGCCGGGGCAGACCGUCGACGCGCUCAUGGCGGCCGACGCGUCCCCUGGCCGCUACUACAUGGUGAUCUCCUCGUACCAGAGCGCGGUUCCCCUGCGACCAGGGAGUUACAACACCAACAUCACCACGGCCGUCGUGGAGUACAUCGGAGCGGCGUCGGGCGGCCAGCAGGCGCCGGCGCUGCCCGAGAUACCUGAACCGACCGACACGGCCACGGCUAACAGGUUCUACACCAGCCUGACGGCGCUCGUCCGCCCAGGCAGGCGGACCGUUCCGCUCGCCGUCGACACCCGCAUGUUCGUCACGAUCGGGCUCGGCCUAGCCUCUUGCAAACCGACGGAGACGUCGUGCAGCAGCAGCGCCGGCACGGUGCCCGUGGCCACCAUGAACAACCAGUCGUUCGUGCUCCCAAAGGCCAUGUCGAUGCUCGACGCGCGGUACCGGAACACACCGGGUGGCGUGUACACAACGGACUUCCCCGACCAGCCGCCCGUGGCGUUCGACUACACGAACCAGACGAAGCGGUUGUUGGGCGGCGUCGCCGCGGCGCUGCUGUUCCCAGGGGAGCCGUCGACGAAGGUGAGGACGCUGGCGUACAACGCGACGGUGGAGAUGGUGCUGCAGAACACGGCGCUGGUGGGGCGCGAGAGCCACCCGAUGCACCUGCACGGGUUCAACUUCUUCGUGCUCGCGCAGGGGUUCGCCAACUACGACGGCGGCACGGCCGCGGAGCGUCAGUUCAACCUCGUGAACCCGCAGGAGCGGAACACCAUCGCGGUGCCGACCGGCGGGUGGGCCGUAAUCCGCUUCGUAGCUGAUAACCCAGGAAUGUGGUUCAUGCACUGCCACAUCGACGCUCACCUUUCGAUCGGCCUGGCGAUGGUGUUCGAGGUGGAGGACGGGCCCAACACAAAGCUGCCGGCGCCGCCGCCGGACCUCCCGCAGUGCUGA
This is a messenger RNA of Miscanthus lutarioriparius, 1518 nucleotides long. Lineage: Eukaryota; Viridiplantae; Streptophyta; Magnoliopsida; Poales; Poaceae. The record is from the annotation of a GenBank genome assembly.